Molecule: messenger RNA, 2144 nt
Organism: Branchiostoma floridae (Florida lancelet)
Lineage: Eukaryota; Metazoa; Chordata; Leptocardii; Amphioxiformes; Branchiostomatidae
Product: solute carrier family 35 member G3-like
Exons: 3
Coding region: 376-1536 (386 amino acids)
Cellular component (GO): membrane
Source: RefSeq, a predicted model, not a curated record
GCACCCAUGCCCUACUUGUUCACUGUCCCUUGAACUGUGUAGCUUUUCGAUAUUUUCCUCAUUGUCUUCUCACAAGGCUCCCUCUUCUGUCCUAAGAAAAUAAUAAUAUCUGAGUCCAACUCUUGUGGCUCCGUUUGUAGUUUAUAGAAAUUCCGCAUGAAGUCACCCUGAGCCUGCAGUAUCAAAAGAGACUACUUUGCAUACUAUAUGAGGGACAUUUGCAUACUCGGGAAAGUCAAGUAGGGGUCAGUGAUCGGUCAAAGGUCAAACUACGACAUUACAUCACCUGUGCGGCCGGGUGUAACGCAUGUGGUGACUCGACAAGAAUAUACUGUAGAAGUAAACGGACAGUGUGGAAAUAUUGACCGCCCCACGAUGGUUACCACAUGCAGAAAGGUUUGCGACCAUUUAAUCCACGGAAAGGGCCUCCUACUCUCGCUGGUGGCGGCGAUAGGCCUGACCGUGAGCCCCGUGUUGAGUAGGCGGGCCGCAGACGUCGGUGUGCCGGGGUUCCAGCUGGUCCUAGUGAACGAGCUAUCUAACCUGGCGCUCUUCCUACCCUUGGCGUUGAUCUUCAGGGUUCCGUUCCGAGGAAACGACUGGAAACAGACGGUUCUGAUGUUGUCCAACGGUGUAUUGAGAGUGGCGGGCACAACGUCUGUUGUUGUGUCAGUGCUGCUCAUACCGCCAGGUAACAGCUUUGCUAUUGGCCAGGGAGCGGCAGCCCCGAUAUUCAGUAUGGCGCUGGCAUGGCUGAUCAUGAGAGAGGCUCCGGGAUGGCCGAACGUCAUCGGUAUAGUCUUCCAGAUUGCCGGCGUCAUCAUGGUCGUAUUCGGUGGAAAAGCAACUCUCGAUUCGUCCUCUGAACAUUCGUGCACAACGAACUGUACUUCCCUCUCGUUGUUUGAAAAUGGAACCGGUUACAAUGUUACGGGUGUUACAAACAACACUGCGAUAGAUGAAGAAAGUUUCACAAAACUUAUACCAGACGCAUUCGCUGCGUACGUUGUAGGAAAUCUUCUCGCUAUUCUAGGACCGUCGUUGCUGGCGUUAGUAGAUGUCAUUAACAGAAGAAGCAUGAAAGAUAACGCUAAGUUGACAGUUCUUCUGCUUGUUGAGACUUGGGGGACUGUGUUCAUCUUACCCCUUAUGUUUCUCUUGUCAACGCCGAAAUGGAACCUUGAGGCAGAUCUUGUGCUUAGUCUUGUAGGACAAGGUGUUAUUUGGACGCUUUCAGUAGGAUGUCUAUACACCGGCCUCAACACAGAGAAGGCAUCCACAGUGUACCUUAUGUUAGGCCUUAGCACGGUUCUAGGGUACGUUUUACAGUACUUUGUCAUUCAUAUCACUCCGCAGACGUUAGAACUGUUGGGUGCGGCCGUUAUUGUUCUGACCAUAGUCGUUGUUGUUGGACUCACGUGGAGACAAAAUGCGAGAAAGGGAAAGAAAGAAGAUAAGGAUGAAGAAGAGAAUGUGCAAGUCAAGGAUAAACUGAUAGCCGGCGUUGAUGAUAUUUGUAAGGAAACAUCUGUAUAAGACUACUAAUUACAAGAAACUCAUCACAAAAACAUGGUUGACCACAAGAUGUGAUGAAAACUGUAUUGACCACAAGAUGUACAUGUGAUGAAAUUGAAAAGCAACAUGUAACAAUGAAUUCGUUUGAAUUAUGUUUUCUUCAUGAACAUAUAUCGCCAACAUAUCAAACUAAGCUGUGAAAUCUGCAUAUUUCUUGACAGUUUGGCCCCAUCCCAACAUACAGAGCAGUCUUGACUGUCAAUCACAACCAGCAGUUCAAUUGAUGAUAACAUGUCAGUUAGCGGUUCGACCGAUGAAAGUAUGGCUGCAUGUCCGUCAAAUAUUUGAAUUUUUUCAUGUUUUUACUUUACAUUUAUACGUUUUGACGGAAUAGAACUUAUUGGUCUGUUGGAAUUUUGUCCUGUUCAAAUUCAUCUCCGUGGCAAUACGAAAAUUUGAGCUUUCUUUUUGUCUUUACUUGAUAUUGCUAUACUCAACAUGUGCUUCGCCACGAUCAAAGAGAAGAACUAGUGCGUAAAACAGGCAUGACGUCACCUUGUACGCCAUGCAAACGGCCAAUAGAUAGAGUCCAAAAUAUCUGUUGACGUACAGCAAACACGAGCCCCCAU